Messenger RNA from Dalotia coriaria, 3092 nucleotides. It is a transcript of the gene lt, whose product is annotated as vacuolar protein sorting-associated protein light. The record is from RefSeq and is a predicted model, not a curated record. NCBI's taxonomy places the organism in Eukaryota, Metazoa, Arthropoda, Insecta, Coleoptera, Staphylinidae. The transcript is spliced from 9 exons. Gene Ontology annotation, biological process: cellular response to starvation; intracellular protein transport; protein targeting to vacuole. Gene Ontology annotation, cellular component: late endosome; HOPS complex. Gene Ontology annotation, molecular function: protein binding. Bases 192 to 2735 code for a protein of 847 amino acids.
AUGAAUAAUACACACUUAUCUACACAGUUUCGUACACAGUAUAUUUUGCGAUCGCCCUCUUGAUCACUUAGUGCUUCUGUAGAACGCAAAUGUUUCCUCACAAAAUGUAGGCGUUCUACCUCAUUUUACCUCAAAUCUAAAUCUAUGUGAAUAAUGAAUAUUUUUAUACCUCUGAAACUAAGAAUGUACAAAUGAAUAUGUCUGAACCCAGCUUAACUGAUUGCCCUAGUGAUACUGAAAGCAUUGAGGAAGAAAUUGAGCCAAAGCUUAAAUACAAGAGACUGCAAAAUGAUCUGCUCAAAAUCUUGUCCAGGGAUGCAGCCAGUUGUAUAGCUGUACACCCAAAAUUUAUUUGCUUGGGUACUCAUUGGGGUGUAAUUCAUCUCUUAGAUCAUGAAGGCAAUGCAAUUGGGGGUGAAAAUGAAGGUGAUAUUGGGGCCCAUACAGUAACUGUUAAUCAGAUAUCUAUAGAUGUAAAGGGAGACUACUUGGCAACUUGCUCAGAUGAUGGCAAAAUUUUUGUACAUGGGCUUUGCAACAAGGAUAACAAUAACUAUAAUAUUGGCAGACUAAUAAAAACAGUUGCUUUAGAUCCAGAGUACUACAAAACUAGUGGAAAACGUUUUAUUACAGGAGAUGACAAACUUACACUUCAUGAAAAAACGUUUCUUGGUAGGGUGCGGCCGACAGUACUAUGUGAGAGUGAGGGGUAUGUUAAAAGCAUGACAUGGGGCGAACACUUUAUCGCGUGGGCGAGCGAUAUAGGAGUCAGAGUGUACGAUAUAAACGCACACUGUUCAUUAGGUUUAAUUAAAUGGGAGGAGCAUCCAGACAUUGAUAAAUUUCGAUGUAAUCUUCGAUGGGCCGAUAGUCGGACAUUGUUGAUUGGCUGGGUGGACACAGUGCGUGUAUGCGUGAUACGAAAAAGGAGUACCAACGAGUUGGCAAAUCGUGAUUUACCUGAGUAUCUUGUAGAUCCAAUUUCAACAUUUAAAGUGGAUUUUUAUAUUAGUGGCAUUGCGCCAUUAGAUCAUUUAUUAGUGCUAUUAGGAUAUCCAAAGGAGCGUGAUUCUGACGGACAAUCAUUGCGUCCGCAGCUAUUCAUAGUCGAAUAUCGUGACAACGAUUAUGUUGAUGUGUGCACCGAUAGCCUUUCCCUAAGGGGUUAUGAAGAUUACACCGUAAACGAUUACCAUUUAGAUGUCUUAAUCGAAGAAAAUCGAUUUUUUAUAGUCGCACCUAAAGACAUUGUUGUCGCAAGUCAAUAUGAUCUUGAUGAUCGUAUUCAAUGGCUUAAAAAUCACGGGAAAUACGAAGAAGCUUUGGUGGCAUUAAUGAAUAGUAAAUAUCGUGAAAGUCGGCGCUAUAACAUCGUAAACUUUGGCAUUGAAUAUUUAGACUUUUUGCUCAGCCGAAAUAUGUUUGAUACAGCAGCGCAACUUUGCUUAAAAGUAUUUGGUCGUAACAAAGCUCUCUGGGAGGAGCACAUAUUUAAAUUUGUAACCGUACAUCAAUUGCGCUCCGUGGCCCCGUACAUUCCACAACGUCUUGAUUGUAAACUUGAUAAACACAUUUACGAGAUGGUUCUCUACGAGUAUCUCAAAAUGGACGCGCCUGGGUUCCUCACACUGGUGAAGGAUUGGCCGCACGAGUUGUACAAUCCCAGCGUUGUGAUUAACGCAAUUCUGGAACAACUAUUGUUGUCAAAGAAAGAUAAAGAAUUAUUGCUCGAAGCGCUGGCGCUGCUAUAUAGCUACGAAAAGCAAUACGAUAAGAGUCUCUCUAUGUAUCUCACGCUGAAGAAUAAGGAUGUAUUCGAUCUCAUUCGAACGCACAAGUUAUACAGCGUCAUCAAGGAUAUGAUCGUAGAGCUGAUGAAUCUGGAUCACGAGAAAGCAAUCAAUCUAUUUCUGGAAAAGAAUCGCAUAUCUUCAGAGGAUGUAGUAAAGAAACUCGUAAACCACGAGGCACUUCUAUAUAAAUAUCUUGAUGCGUAUGAUAAAACCGACUCAAAGAAACAGUACCAUGGCAUGUUGGUAAAACUAUACGCCAUUUUUGAUCGCAAUAAAUUGUUGCCGUUGCUUAAGCGCAGCGAGAAUUAUCCAAUUCAAGAAGCGUUGGAUAUUUGCGAGAAAAACAAGUAUUAUCCGGAGAUGGUGUUUUUACUAGCUCGCAUUGGUGAUACCAAAGAAGCCUUACAAUUAAUAAUGCAGCAGUUGAAAGAUAUCCAAUACGCUAUAAUGUUUUGCCAAGAGCAAAAGGACCCGGAUCUUUGGAAUGACCUCAUAAACCAUUCAAUUGAUAAACCAGAGUUUAUCACGUUUCUCUUACAAAGUCUCGGUACAUAUAUGGAUCCCACGAUACUGGUGGAAAAAAUCCGCGGGGACAUGGAAAUACCCGGGUUGAAAACGUCGUUAGUAAAAAUGCUCUGCACUUACAACCUACAAGUAUCCGUUCAGGAGGGAUGCAAGAAAAUUCUAGUAUCUGAUUACUUUAAUCUGCAUCAAAAAUUGGUGCGCUUACAGCAGAAAGGUGUGAAUGUUGGACAGUCGAUGGUUUGCGCCGCCUGCCAUCGUUCUACGCUAUCUGAACGGGGCCCGCAAGGCAUUUACGUGUUUAACUGUCGACAUUCUUUCCACACUAUGUGCCUGGUUGGUGACCAAGACGACCAGCACUUUUCUGCAUGCCCAAUAUGUCAUGAAUCCACGCCUAGUUACCACAUAACUGAUUGUUGAAAUUAGAUGAGUAUUCCGAUUAUUUUUCACAGCUUGUGAGCCAGCCCAUUGCAUAAUAAUUGCAAGCAAAUGCCUUGUUGAUGAAACGCUUGACGAGUUUCAACACUUAAUAUGCUCAAUAAAAACAAAUAUUCUUCUGCUUCAAGUACAUAUACAAUAUGGUUCCAUACUACAUUCAUCUCUAUAUAAACAUUAAUGCUUUGAACAUCAACAUUCAGAGUGAUUUUUAUUUGCUUUAUAUGUAUUGCAAUAUUUUUGUAUUAUAUAACUAUUAAUUUUUAAGCUCCUCUAAUUUUGCUUAUGUGUAAUUUGUACGUAACAGAACAUUUUCAUGCAGAGUAAAUAUUUUAAAAUUGA